This is a messenger RNA of Lotus japonicus, 1303 nucleotides long. Its product is annotated as F-box protein SKIP8. NCBI's taxonomy places the organism in Eukaryota, Viridiplantae, Streptophyta, Magnoliopsida, Fabales, Fabaceae. The record is from RefSeq and is a predicted model, not a curated record. Gene Ontology annotation, molecular function: protein binding. Bases 309 to 1163 code for a protein of 284 amino acids. The transcript is spliced from 3 exons.
UAGGGAGAGAGCACAGCACAGGUUUUUCAGUGAGUGAGCAAAACCACGCUCCUCACUCACGUUUUUCAUUUCUUCAACUUCCAAAUUCAUUCAUUCAACCCUUUUCUUUUUCUUUUUCUUUUUCUUUUUCUUUUCCCCUUUCAAAUCCUCUUCACAAAAAUACAAAAAUUAAAUUAGGGUUUCUAAUUGGGAGCAAAAGUGUUGAACUCACUCACUCACUUCGCGGGAACAAGGUCAAGAAGAAGAAGAAACUGCAUUGAAUUAGGGUUUUUCAUGUUCUGCGAAUGCCGAGUUUUGAUGUCUGAUGAAUGGAGAUUUUCUCUGCCUUAUCGGAACCCUUCCUCGUCGCCGUUAUCGUAACCGCUCUCUGCUUCUUCCUCGCACUCUUCUCUCUUCUCCGCCCAUUCUCCUUCCCCUCUUCUCUCAGGAAGAAAUCCACUCCGCCCAGAAAACACUGCGAUUGCGCCCUUUCCGAUUCCGCUGCUGCCGUGCCCUACUUGAACGGCGGUUCCGCUGAAAUGCUGGAGGCGAGCCACGCUCCGGUGGCGCCUGUCGUGUUGGCUGAGCGACGGACGGGGUCGUCGAUGAUGGAGGAAUUGGUUCCGGAGAUUACGACGCAUGCGUUGAGUUACUUGGAUUAUCCCAGCUUGUGUCGGCUUUCGAUGACCAAUUCGUUGAUGCGGAAGGCUGCUAAUGAUGAUAAUGCCUGGAAGGCCCUUUAUCACAAGGACUUCACCUGGGAACAAGAUAGUAUUACUCCAGUGAAUGGGUGGAAGGCAUACUAUGCUGCAACAAGAGCAAUUGUGAAUAUUAAUACAGAAUUCUUCAACAUCAUCAGAGAUAAGUCUAUUCCAGCAAUGAGUCGUUUUUGGCUAAAUGCGGAUUACGUAAAGUGCAUUCAUGCCUCGGGAGAACUCUUUUCAGGGUAUAACGCGGUAAUGCAGAGUUGGCAGCUUGUAUUCAACUGGGAGCAAGGAUUGAACUUUCAGGUUCGGGAUGUACGUGCUCGAGUGUUGACUGACAUGGCUUGGGUUACUAUGAAAACAUUUGUUGACAUGGACACAGGGCCAUUCAACGUAACCAAUGUCUUUGAGUUCCAUAAUGGACGGUGGUAUAUGGUUCAUCAUCACAGCUCUGUGAUGAAUGGGGAGGUGGAUCAAUAAUAGAUUGUGCAUGGAUAAUAGUGAGAGAUGAUACAUUGUUAUGUCUGAUACUGGUUUCAAAAAGGUGGUUUUAUUUGCAGAUGCAAGAUGCUUGAAAUUUUAGUAAUUACUUUAGAAGAUCCUUUUUCUUUUGUUUCCAA